This is a messenger RNA of Schistosoma haematobium, 443 nucleotides long. RefSeq names its product ribosomal protein S30A (gene RPS30A). Bases 36 to 443 code for a protein of 135 amino acids. Gene Ontology annotation, biological process: translation. Gene Ontology annotation, molecular function: structural constituent of ribosome; protein binding. The record is from RefSeq and is a predicted model, not a curated record. The transcript is spliced from 2 exons. Gene Ontology annotation, cellular component: cytosolic small ribosomal subunit; ribosome. Lineage: Eukaryota; Metazoa; Platyhelminthes; Trematoda; Strigeidida; Schistosomatidae.
AAAUUUGGCGUGAUUAGGUUAUUUGAUUGGGAAUCAUGAAGGUGAUCGUUAAGUCGUUUGAUACUCGAGUCAUAGACACAAAUGACUGUCCAACUGCUGCAGAUCUAAAGAUUUUACUAGCAAACAAGGACAAUUUGCCACUUGAUAACUUGCAGUUAUACAACUGUGGAUCAUUAAUUAGUGAUUCUCAAUCUUUGGUAUCUCUGUCGAGUGACGCAUCUAUCGAUGUCGUUGUUCCGGCAUUAGGAGGUAAGGUACACGGAUCACUUGCGCGUGCUGGUAAAGUUCGUGGGCAAACCCCGAAGGUUGAAAAACAAGAAAAACGGAAGUCUCCACGAGGUAGAGCUAAGCGUAGGAUGCAGUACAACAAGCGAUUUGUAGCAGUUGUACAACAACCUGGUGGCAGAAGAAGAGGCCCGAAUUCUAAUGUAAAGUCAUCCUAA